Messenger RNA from Punica granatum (pomegranate), 1063 nucleotides. Lineage: Eukaryota; Viridiplantae; Streptophyta; Magnoliopsida; Myrtales; Lythraceae. The record is from RefSeq and is a predicted model, not a curated record.
AGAAGAGGGAGAUACCGGCGGCGGAGUUUGUGGCCACAGAGACAGCGAGAGUCGGUGAGAGAGCAGAGCGGGAAUGUCCAUGCGAUUCUCUGCGCUCCCAUGGCGGUCGUUUCCACGGACCGUUGCGAGCGAGAAGAAGAUCCCAUUGUCCGGCAAAGCGGGGACUUAUGGCUUAUCCGCCCUGUCUCCAUCGCUCUCUGCCCUCUCCGUCCCCCCCAAGCCUCUCCUCCGCUGUCGCGCCAGCUUCUCUACCCUGCACGAUGCAGCUCCGCCCGGCGAAAUCUCUCUCCCAGGGGUGGAAGAUGAAAUGGUGGGAUACAUUUUUGGGAAGAAGAAAGCAACUGAUGUAGCUCACUCUGUGUGGAAACAUGUUGUGCGGAGAGGGGACACUGUUGUUGAUGCCACAUGUGGCAACGGUUAUGAUACCUUAGCUAUGCUUAGAUUAGUUGCGGACUUAUCGGGUAAGGGCCGUGUCUUUGGAAUGGACAUCCAAGAGGAAGCAUUAACGAAUACCGAUUCGUUGCUGACACAGUCUUUGACCCCAAGUGAGAAGGAGCUUGUGAAGCUUUUCCCGACAUGUCACAGCAAGAUGGAAGAAGUUAUCCCGAAAGAUGUCUUAGUCAGACUUGUUGCUUUCAAUUUGGGCUAUCUUCCAGGAGGUGAUAAAGAGAUUUCUACAGUGUCCGAGACAACAUUGUUAGCAUUGGAAGCUGCUGGAAGGAUCAUAGAACCGGGAGGGCUCAUAAGUGCCGUGGUAUACGUUGGACAUCCAAAGGGAAGGGAAGAGUUUGAGGCUGUCCAAGCCUUUGCGUCUGGGCUCUCCACUGAGGAUUGGGUUUGCUGUAAGUUGCAGAUGUUGAACCGGCCAUUGGCUCCAGUCCCGAUUUUCAUGUUCAAGAGAUAGAAACCAUCGAAUUUUCGGAUCGGUACAUUAUCUUCGUCAAUUUUUUAUGUGCAUCCGCAGAUGAGAUUGAUGUCUUAGGUUACUUCUUUUGACAUGUUUUCUUCUGUAACCUUCAACAUUCCUUUCUUGUAGUUCAUCCCUUUGCUGGGUUUUUCUUCA